Messenger RNA from Plasmodium gallinaceum, 1009 nucleotides. Its product is annotated as conserved Plasmodium protein, unknown function. NCBI's taxonomy places the organism in Eukaryota, Apicomplexa, Aconoidasida, Haemosporida, Plasmodiidae. The annotation marks the transcript as partial. The record is from RefSeq and is a predicted model, not a curated record. The transcript has 6 exons.
AUGAGCAGUAUAGCUGAUAUAAAUAUGGAGGAAAGAAAAGAAAAUAAUAAAUGUUCCACUAUUAUUUUAAAAAAAAAGGAAAAUAAAGAAAUUCUUCAUUCUGAAUUUGUACAAAAUGAUAUUUUAAAAAAAUAUGAUAUUUUUUCUAAUGUUUACACGUCAAGUGAUGAUUUUAACUUUGUCGAUAGUGAAGAAGAUAUAUUAUCUAAAAAUUUAGAAGAUUCUAGUCAGAAAAAUAUUUUAAGUUUAACUGUUCAUAAUAUUAUAAAUAUUUAUCCAAAUAACGAAAGAAACAGAGAAUUUAAAAAAUAUAAGGAAAAAAAAAUAGAAGAAAAAAGGAAAAAAGAAUUAGAUGAAGAGAAAAAAAUAAUUGAAAAAAAAAAAGAAAUAUAUGAAGAAAAGAGAAAGAAGAAAUUAGAAAAAUAUAAAAUUGAAAAAAAAAAAAAGAAACUAAUAGAAAAAGAAAAAUAUAAUAAAGAAAAUAUAGAAUAUAAUUAUUUAAUGGUUCAAAAUUUCUUUGAAUUUUUAAUGAAAAAAGGAAAAUGUAGAGAUAUUUAUUUUUCAUUUCAUGAUUUAUAUAUUUCACCAAUGAGAUUAUAUUAUUUUGCAAAUAUAGACAUUGAUCAAAUAUAUUAUUUAGAUUUAUCAAGAAAAUGGUUACCAGAUAAUUUUGUUUCCAUAAUAUUAGAGUUAUGUUCAUGUAAAAAAAUAAAAAUUUUGAAUUUGUCAUAUAACAAAAUAACUUACAACAGUCUAACACUUUUUUCUAAUUUUCUAUCAGAAAAUAAAACGUUAUUUAGUCUGGAUCUAGGGAAUAAUGAUUUAACAGAUAAUGGAAAGAAUUUUGAGGGAAUUAAUAAAAUUUUUGAAUCUAUUAAAAAUAAUAAAACAUUAAAAAUUUUGAAUUUAGCUAAUACAAAUAUGAAUCAUAAUAACGGAAAUACAUUAUGCCAGAUACUAAAAAUUAAUAAAUCACUAGUAGAAAUGAAUUUUGAGAAUAAUAAUUUUA